AUGUCUGUGGCCCUGCAUUCAUGGCAACAAGUUGGCACCACAUUCCUCCUAAACGCCACGGCUUUGCUCCUGCGGGGUGGCAUCGCAUUUGUUAAAACUCGGGUCUCACUUGCAGGUGAAUGGACCUCGUGGUUUAAUGUGGACCAUCCUGGAGGCGAGGGGGAUUUUGAGACGCUGGAGGCCAUCCGGUUCUACUACCGGGAGCGGGUCUGCGCCCAGCCCACGGCUAUCCAAGCGCGGACCACUGAAUGGGAACUGCCUGAAGAGGUGUCCGAAGUAGUGCGCUACAGCCCCCAGGAAGGCUUCCGUUGCCUCAACAAGGACCAGCCGGGGGGCAAAAGCUGCUCUAACUACCAUGUCCGAUUCCUCUGUCCCCCAGAUCCCAUGGACUGGUUGGGCUGGUCAGAGUGGUCGUCCUGGAGUGCCUGUCCACGAACAGCAUGUGGCAUCAGUGGCGUCCAGAGCAGGCACCGAACCUGCUUGAAUCGGUCUGUGCUGGCAACAAGGAAAUUCCCAAAGUGCUCAGGGAAAUCAAUGGAACGCCGGAGCUGCAAUGCCUGCAAAGACCCCAAGUGGAGCACCUGGGGGCCGUGGAGUCACUGCUCCAAAACGUGUGGUGGUGACGGAAACCGAGUGCGACGCCGAAGCUGCACAAAAUCCAAGCUGCUGCGCUGUGUUGGGCGCCCCGUGGAGACGCAGAAAUGCCCCCAGCUACCCUGCCCAGCUUGCCAGCUCAGCUGUGACGUGGGUCUCCCCAACGAAGACUGCAGCAGCUGCACCUGCUCCAACCACACACUCUUUGGGACCGUGCGGAGUACGGAAGGGAGGGCUCUCACCAAUGCCCGGAUAUCUCUCGCGGAGCGGCCGCUGGCCCUGCUGGCCCGAAGCAACCCGCGGGGGCAAUUCACGGUCCGUGGCCUCUGCAUCAGAAGCGGCACCAACAUAAGUGCAUCACUCGAGCGCUUUGCCCAAGGGAGCGCCUCCAUUGUCACCAACGACUCGCGGGCAUCCCUGGUGGACAUCGUGCUCCACAGACUUGAGAAACCCUACCUGGUGGCCCACCCUGAAUCCAAAAUGAGGACGGUUGGACAAAAAGUGCAGCUUUGCUGCAGCGCUGGGGGCACCCCUGAGCCAAAAAAAUAUUACUGGUAUCACAAUGGAACGCUCCUGAACCGGAAGGUAUACAAGUAUAACAGCAGUUUAGUGCUGCGUGACUUGCAGGCACGUCAGUCUGGCGCGUACCACUGCAAAGCCAGCAAUGACCACGGCUCUAUCAAAUCCUCCAUCGCCCACUUGACAGUGAGAGACCCAGGGGCUCCAGCCUGUAUGGCCCAGCCGGAAGAAUACCUUAUCAAACUCCCUGAUGAGUGUCUGCAAGACGAAACUGGUUCCUACUUCUACAACGUUGGCCACUGUCCCAGUGCCCCCUGUGCCGGGGUUUUUGCAGAUGGCCUACAGUGCCAAGACACUGUGGAGCACUGCUGUGGAACGCGUCGCAUGGAAGUACGGGAGGUCCACUGCACAGGCUACAUUCUGCCCAUCAAGGUGGUCACCGAAUGUGGGUGUACCUCUUGUACCCAGCCCAAAGUCCUGGUCCGGGGAAAAGCUUCAGCAGCUGAUGACAACGAACCCUUGCGUUUCGGUGAGAUCUAUCUGGGUGCAAAGAAGAUCGGCUUCACCGGUUACCAGGGUACUUUCACCAUUGAGGUGCCGCCUGACACGCAAAGGCUUGUGGUCAAGUUUGUGGAUCGGAUGCAGAAAUUUGUGGAUGCCAUCAAGGUCUUCCCAUUGGAUCAGCGUGGUGGGGCUGUCUACCAGGAGGUCAAACUGAUGAGGAAGAAGAAGCCUGUUUACUUGGAAGCGAUGGAGACCAACAUCAUCCCUCUGGGAGAGGUGGCUGGAGAGGACCCUGUCGCGGAGAUAGUUAUCCCUCCAGGGUCUUUCUUCAGAUCCAACGGGCAGGCAUACCAUGGGACUGUGAAGGCCAGUGUUACGUUUGUGGACCCCCGGGACCUUGCCAUGGUGAGCGCUGCCUCCAGCGACCUGAACUUCAUCAAUGCUGAAGGUGAUCUUCUUCCCCUCAGGACUUACGGCAUGUUUUCCACGGACUUCUGGGAAGAAGAAACCCGCCAAGGUUUAGAAACAGGCCGCGUGGAGGUGAAAGUGGACGCCCAGUUCAUCAAAAUGCCGGAACACGUCCAGAAGAUGAAGCUCUGGUCCCUCAACCCUGGAACCGGCCUGUGGGAGGAGGAAGCGUCCUUCAAGCUGGUGAAGGGGCGGCGCAAUAAGCGUGAAGAGAGGGCCUUUCUUAUUGGCAACCUGGAGAUCCGUGAGCGGCGCCUGUUUAACCUUGACGUCCCUGAGAACCGCCGCUGCUUUGUCAAAGUCCGAACUUACAUCAAUGAGAAGUUCAACCCCAGUGAACAGCUAGAGGGAGUUGUCAUUACUCUUAUUAACCUCGAGCCUAGGCCAGGUUAUCCAUCCAACCCUCAGGCCUGGGGCCGGUUCGACAGCGUGGUGACGGGUCCCAACGGUGCGUGCUUACCUGCCUUCUGCGAUGGUCAGCGGGCUGAUGCCUACACAGCCUACGUCACGGCAACCAUGGGAGGAGAGGAGUUGGAGGCUGUGCCAUCUAGCCCGAAGCCCGACCCCCGUGCUGUGGGGGUUUCCCAGCCUUACCUCAACAAGCUCGGCUACCGACGAACCGACCAUGAGGACCCUGCCCUCAAAAAGACGGCUUUCAAAAUCAACCUCGCCAAACCCAACCAGAACAACAUUGAUGAGACCAACGGGCCGAUUUACCCCUAUCGGAGCCUGAAGGACUGCGAAGAGGCGCCCAUCUCAGCCAACCAUUUCCGGUUCUACCGCGUCGAAGUGGAUAAGUACGAGUAUAAUGUUGUGCCUUUUAAGGAGAGCGACCUGACAACCUGGACGGGGGACUACCUGUCCUGGUGGCCCAACCCACAAGAAUUCCGGGCCUGCUAUAUCAAGGUGAAAAUCGCUGGGCCUCAUGAAUACAUGGUGCGGUCACGAAAUCUGGGUAGCAGCCAUCCAAGGACCCAAGGUCAACUUUAUGGCCUAAGGGACUCCCGUAGCGUCCAAGACCGGGAACUCCAUAACACUUCGGCGGCUUGCGUUGAAUUCAAAUGCAGCGGGAUGUUGUUUGACCAAGGAAUGGUGGACAGGACUUCAGUGUCCAUCAUCCCCCAAGGAAGUUGCCAUCGUACUGCUGUCAACAGGUACCUGAGUGAGUACCUGGGCCGCCACCCGCCUGUGGUGGAGAACAACGCCACAUCCGCUUUCGCUAUGUUGGCACCAGUGGAUCCGCUGGGUCACAACUACGGCAUCUACACCGUGACAGACCAGAACCCGCGCCUUGCCAAGGAGAUUGCCAUUGGGCGCUGCUUUGAUGGCACCUCGGAUGGAUUCUCGCGCGAGAUGAAAUCCGACAGGGGCACAGCGGUGACUUUCACCUGCCAGGAAAAGCCGGUGGGGAGAAAGAGUUUCUUCCAACGCCUGCUGGAAUCCCCAGCACAGACGCUGACGGAGAUCCGGCGUGAGAUGGGCAGCAAUGAACAACUACGGGGGCCUUCCCAAGUUGUGUCUUACCCGUCAGGGCUGCGGACCAUGUUCGCCACGCCGGCCCGUCGGACCGCCAGCCGCCGAAGGAGGGUGGGGGCUUCCCAGGUCUGACAGUGAGCCGUGCGGAAAAUCAUUUGGCCACCACCACGCUCCCCAAACCCUCUGCAGCUCCUAACGUUGAGCACAAGG
Molecule: messenger RNA, 3771 nt
Organism: Elgaria multicarinata webbii
Lineage: Eukaryota; Metazoa; Chordata; Lepidosauria; Squamata; Anguidae
Product: cartilage intermediate layer protein 2-like
Exons: 8
Coding region: 1-3693 (1230 amino acids)
Source: RefSeq, a predicted model, not a curated record